UUCACUCUGGAGGAGGAAAGCGAGUGUUUGGGUUGGUUAACGUUUCACCAAGGGACCUCCAACCCCCUGUAUUUACCAACAACAGGCGUCUAUUUCCCAACACUGUACCGUCCUAGCACACGGACUCUCUAGUGAGAAAUCCCCUCUACCUCGACUAAUAAAUGCCAAGAGAAACAACCCAAGCGCCCAGAGAUAAGGAUCGCUGCUCCGAAUUUGACAGAAAGACUACACAGUCGGACAAACAGAGGGAAAAACAACAAAAGCGCACGCAUCGUCGCCGUUGCCUUUCUCAAUGCAUACCCUUUGUGCCCGGGGAACGAUGAAACCAGAGAUUAACGCCGCCGUCGGAUUUCUGUCGAGAUUUCUGAGGGUAAAAGGACACGUAAACGAUCGACAGGUCCAAACGUUCAGCCAAAGCUUACAGGACAUUUUGGCAGAGCAAUAUAAGCACCACUGGUUUCCAGACAGGCCCUGCAAGGGCUCAGGUUACCGCUGCAUUCGCAUCAACCACAAGAUGGACCCCCUGGUGUGGCAGGCAGGCCAGCGCAUCGGUCUGACCAUCCAGCAACUCUACCUGCUGCUGCCCAGUGAGCUCACGCUCUGGGUGGACCCCUUCGAGGUUUCCUACCGCAUUGGCGAAGAUGGAUCCAUCUGCGUCCUGUAUGAGUCGCAGCCUGGCCCGGGAGGAAUGCCAGUGACAGCCACCACCAGCUCCCCCUCAGGAAACAGCGGGGCAGUGAACCCUAUGGUGGACAGUCACAUCAGCUGCAAGGAGGAACUGAUGGUGCUGGGAAGAACCAGUCCCUCCAAAGGCUACAAUAUGAUGACUGUGUCUAGUUAAAGCGGCACAUAGUCACCCAGGCCUACUAUUGUUCAGGGUCACGCCAUAGCUGGUCAUUUGGCUAGACCAGGGUGAGCCUUUUUAAAGCUAAGAAUAUGAAAUGAAAUAGUGAAAGAAGGAAAAAAAAAAAGAAAAAACAAAAACAAACAAACAAAAAAAGAAAACAGAGGAUGUGGCCUAUCGUCCAGGUGAUGGAAACCUUGUAGGUUUGCUAUUUUCUACCCUCUCUCCCCAUUAUCAUCUGUUCUGUUGUGUCAUUGGAUGAGCUGGGCACUCCAUUUUUUAGGAGAGGCUUUGUGGAAAUGGAACUGUUGGGGCAGCUAAACUAACAAACCAACCAACCAGGAACACCCAUGGAAACUGGCUCCGCCUACCCCUGCACUCUCAACUGUAAACGCCGGUGAUCGGCUCUGUGUCCGAGGGGGCUAUCAGCAUUGACUUUGCACUUAUUUGUGGUUACUAUGGGUACAUGUUCAACACACCACUGCAGAAACAGCAGUCCAAAUUACAUGGAUACUUUUUUUCUUCGUUAAGAACUACCCCCGAAUCAGAAAAUUCAAAACUUUUUUCCCCAGUUUGCUGUUUUUCAUUUAUUUUGUUUCCUGGGUGGGGAGGAAAUUGAGGUUCAGACUGUGCCCUAUGAAAUCCAAGCUCAAGGUAAAGAAACUCCCAAUGAGAGCAUCUCUAUUUUCUAUAAAAACCCUUUUUUGGACCACAGGGAAUAUAUUUUCUUUAUCUUUUAGCCAUUGGAUUAAAAAAAAAAAAAAAAAAGGGGCUUACGGUCUUAACUUCUCUUCCUCCCCCUUCUCCUCGCGACAGCAAGUUUAAAGAAACCAUUCAUCCCAACCUUCUCUCCGGCCUGUAUGUAAGUGCAAGUGGAAUGUGUUGUGACACCUGUUACCUAUGGAUACCAGCGUGUCCCGUUACACCAUCGCCCUCCUGUCACCCAUGUUUGUGUAGCUUUCUGAGGGAAGGAAAGUCGAUCCAUUUACUUUCCUCUUCCCUCUAGGUAAUGAAUGUUGUUGAAAUUCACAAUCAAGUCCCUGUGUUGUUUAAUUUAGCCCCCUUUCUCCUUCAACAUUUCUCCUGCAUUACCAAAACUCAAUGUGUAGCAUGGGGGUGGGGGGUCUUUUUAGCCAAAUUUUGGUCUUGUGGCCCAGUUAGAAUUAACAUUGAAUGCACUUUGACGUGAGAUUGUGUGGGAUGUGCACCUUUUGGAGAAAAUCGCUUGCAUUCCAUCCAUUCAAAUGUCAUCUGUUCUCACCAUUCUUACUGCCCUGCCCAUUUUUAGCCGUUUGAUGAUACUGUAGCUCCCAAUGUUGCCAUGGACUGAUGUCUGGUCAUGUGGGGAGUGUGCAACAAUGGAUUUCAAAACCUUUUAACACUGUAUUUGUGAACAUUUCAGAGCUGUUUUUUUUUUUUUUUUUUUUUAAUAUAAGUGGAGAGUAUUCUGGGUGGUAUGUUAAAAACAUUCUGUUAUCCAUUCAUAUGGCACUGUUGAUUCUGGCACGAUGCAAAGCUACCCCCACCCUCCCUCCCUGCACACCACCUCUGACAUGCACAGAUGGUGAUUUAUGUUGCUGAUUUAAAAAAAAAAAAAAAAAAAAAAAAAAAAAAAGAAUUGCCUGAAAGGUCUGACCUAAGUGAUGACUUUGUGACACUUUGGCCAAAGGGAGGUCUGGAGCAUCAAGUGUUCAGAGUUUAACUUUAACUUGAAUUGGGGAAAAAAAGUAAAAAAAAAAAAAAAUCAGGCCUUAUCAAACUUCUAUUUCCAUUAAUUGUUUCAAAGGUCUUGUAAAAGAGAGAUUUUUUUUUUUUUUUUUUUUUUUUUGGAGGGGGGAUUGGAGGUGCACUGCCUUAUGGAGACCUCAUUGUCAAGUAUUUUGAGCCAUUUGUGAUGUUAACUAAUGCCAGGCUUACGAGAGCCAACCUGGUGCAUUGUGCUGCCUGGACCCUCGCCGAGGGUGUCCCCUUUCCAGCCUGGCAGCUUCAACUGCCCCUACCCGUCCUGGUGUCAGGGUUAGAGUGCCUCAAGUACCACAUAUCACCCCCUUAAGCUCAGACCUCCUGUUUAGCCAAGAGCAGGCCAGCAUGCUGCUAGCUGACCCCCUGUGGAUGCAGGUAGACUUAAUGUGACACAUAUCAUCAUCCACCACCGUAGGGAGCUGGGUAAGGAAGGCAGGCAUGGGGAACUGGUGUGAGAGAGGCGGGGACCAGGGCCGGACUCUUUUGUCCAGGGCAGCUAAAAUCCCUCCAGCCCCCUCCCUCUCAGACAUGUUCAACAUCCCCCACCCUGACCAGAACCCUUCGACCCUCCCUCAGCAGUGAUGGAUAACCAGCACACGCGCUUGGCGUGCUCAAGCUGCACUUAAGGGGGUGGGCUAGUGGGAGACAAGGAAACAUGGAUCAAAGAUGAAGAAUUGAGGGUACUAAGGCCAUUGUUUUUUUGUUUUCAUCUCACUGGAUCGCGCUGCACUUAAUUACUGAGUUUGCGUAGCAACUUUGUUUACAUGCAUAUGAAAGGAUGUUGUGGCUGUCUGGUGUACCCCCACUCCACUCCCGGUUCUGGGGUUGAAUGGGUAACAGGAUGAUGGAACAGAUGCUAGAACGGCUACGGGUGUUGCUCAGGCCUUAGCCACUGGCCAAAUCUGUCACGGCAGGCUGGUUCGCCGCUCAUCACCAGACCUAUGGGUGUUUAAGCUCCCCUAAGCUUGAGAGGAUCAUGGGUAAUAUAGCUAUAGCCUUUGACGCACUGCAACCCCCCUAACCCCCCUGCACCCUGUUCUCUGCUGAUACUCCCUUCAGCAAUCUGUGAAAAGCAGUUAUUCCAUGUUGGGCAGAUGGAGGAGAGCUUGCUGGGCUGAGAGCCCAGCACUUUGGUUUCCAUGGUGGACACCAGUUUUAAAAUCAUGCUGCUCCAUUAAAGCUUUUUAAUGUCACGUGAGAUGUUUUGAGAUUGGUCUAUAUUUCAGACGAGAGAUGAUCAUCUCGUCUCACUGCUUUUGAUGUAUUUUAUGGUCACACUGCUAGAUUUUCCUCAUCUUUCCACUCAUAUCCAUUUUGCCCUCUUCAUCCUCUUUUUUUUUUUUUUUUUUUUUAAGAGGAUUUUUAGUCUGGUGAUCUAACCCAGUUUUUAACAGAAUUUAAUUCUUCUGGGGCUUCAAAAAAUUAAAACAGAAAAAAACCCAAAUUCCCCUUGGACACCUUUUCGACUUUGCUACUACCACCUGAAAUGGUUUAAAGUCCUCAGUUAAUGUUAACUAUUUAAAUGGCAUCCAUUCAGCUUGUGCGCACUUAGAUUACAAAAAUUGUUGUGAGAGUGCUUUGAGUAGUCAGAGGUAAAAUAGCACAUAAAUGCACUAAAUGUUGAAGUUGUGCGACAUUUUUUUGAGACGCGAGGAGUCUCUCCUGGAAUGUAUUGCCAAACUCAGGCCUCAGACAUUCAAUAAAUAACUCUUAUGGAAACGUUGUGCAUGUUAAGAUAUGAAACAGGAAGGGAACAGCAGUUUCGUUGUUGUUGUUGUCAAUACUGUCAUCGAUUAGUUGAAUUAUUGCCACUUUCACAUUUGAGGUGUUUUACAUAUUGUAGAAUGUAUUGUAACUGUACAACAAAUGGUAGAGUACAUAACAUUACACAUGGGAAGUGCCAAUAAUUUCUAUGCUGAGGUGUUUUGUUUCCUUUUUGUUUUUCAGAGGUAUUCCUUUUUUGUAUUUCAUCUUUUAACAUGGAUAAUGCUUUUUCGUAAGUGAAGCCAUUUGUGAUGGGAGUGUUGGCAAGGACCAAAGUUGUUCUGGUAAAAUUAUUAGUUUCCAUGAUCUGUGACUGUUGACGUAUCCUUUGGUGUUUUUUUUUUUUUUUUUUCUUUGUUUUGUUUUUUUCUUUUUUUUGUUCAUUCUUUUCUGUUUUUUUUUUCCCCCCCCUUUUUUUUUUUCUAUUUACGUAUAAAACAAGAAAAUAAACAAAAAAAUCUGAGCUUACCCAAGAAGAAAAGCUGUAUCUUGUGAUUUCAUGUCAGUACAUCUUUAUCGUGUUCAGUUUAUUUUUCCUUGGGUAUGUUGUGAUGAACUGCUGUAAAUUUGUACAGUUCAUGUAAAUUGAUUGUGCGGAAGUUGUACAGAUUUCUAUAUUUUGGAAGAAAA
Pelmatolapia mariae (spotted tilapia) is the source of this 4981-nucleotide messenger RNA. RefSeq names its product B-cell translocation gene 1, anti-proliferative (gene btg1). Gene Ontology annotation, cellular component: cytoplasm; nucleus. The coding region runs from base 293 to 841 and encodes 182 amino acids. The record is from RefSeq and is a predicted model, not a curated record. NCBI's taxonomy places the organism in Eukaryota, Metazoa, Chordata, Actinopteri, Cichliformes, Cichlidae. Gene Ontology annotation, biological process: negative regulation of cell population proliferation; negative regulation of mitotic cell cycle. The transcript is spliced from 2 exons.